GGCCAUACAAUCCUACACUGCAUCAAACAGAAUUUGGAGUUUCUUCUCGUUCGUGUGUGCUCUAAAAAAGUUCAGUCACAAGCAGAGACAAUGUUAGAUUUCAAUUUCCUUGGUAGAAGGUGGCAGGUUUAUUAGUUAUGUGAUUGGCGACGAUGAGAAGCGAAAGUUCGUGCAGUGCAUUGUGUCAACAUCCCGAAUGUUGGAGAGCUAACUUACAAAGAGUGAAAGAUGCUGUCAGGUUAAGAAACGGAAUACAGAGUCAUGAUCAUGAAACAUCAGUUGAAAAGGAUUUUACAACUGUGGAUGAUCGAAAGACUCCCGUUGAAGAUGGUAAGCUAGAGACAAGGUCGUAAAUUUAUAAUGGUGACGCAUAACAUAAUUGGUUUAAGCAGUUUCAAUUUAUCGACUGGCAUUAAAUAAUCAUUUACAUUUAAUUACCUUUUUAUUGAUCAUGAAAUCCAUUGUGUUAGUGUAUUUCAUUUAAGCAGUGCAGUUCAGGCACUCAACUGGGAUCUUGUUAAUUUGGGCACCCAGUCUAACCCCUCGGCCAAGUAUUGGUUGACAAUAGCGGCCAAUACUCGGUCAACAUCUUUGCCAACAUAUCGGUCGACUAUUAGUCGACUUUUUGACUGAUCAGCUGACAUAUUGGUCGACAUGUAGACCGACACUUGUCCACAUGUCGGUCGACAUGUCUACCAGGUAUCGGUUGAUACUUGGUCGGUAUACUGAUCAACACUCAGUCAAUACGGCAAGUGUCAAGUGUCAGCAGAAUAUUGGUGGACUGUCAGUGGCAUAUCGGUUGACUGUUGUAUAAUGUAAUUUGUGUUAAUCAGAAGUGAAAAGUAAGAACAGACAGCACCUCACAGAAAUGUUCAACAAAGCCACACACCUAAGAAAUCUGACCAUGAAUCAGGGCUUGUAUCCUCUCAACCCCCUUGCUGGGUGUUUCUUGGUUUUGCGGAGACUAUUGCUGGUUACACAUAGCUAUUGUCUUGUAGUGUGGGUAUUCUUCAGUGCCUUUUUCAGUCUCUUUAAUUACAUCAUUUAGUGAUUACAUUCAUCUGCAACACCAAGAGACCCUCAGCUCUGUGUCUCCUCUAUUCAAUUGAGGGUGGAUUUCCACUGUUGUGUAAUUUUUAUAUGUGUAUGUUGUGGUUCAAAUUUAUCCUUGGUUUAAAUUUUACUUUCCUUUGUUUUAAACUCAUUAUCGUGCAUUACCAUACCUAUAAACCAGGGGAAAUGAAAUUUAAACCAAGGAUAAAAUUGAACCACAACAUGUACGCACGUAAAUUUUACACACUGAAAUAAAAUAGAGGCAAUGUAUUGAAGGUGUACACUUAAAAGUUAAACCUAGCUCAACUUUGACUUUUACGCGCGGUUUUUUUAUACAACACAUGUAAAAUUUAUGUGCAUACACAUGUAAAAAUUACACAAUAGUGGCAGUCCACUUUAAGGAUGCAAGUUUGAAGAAAAACAAUCGAGCAGACACUUGCAAUUUAUUAUGCUCUUGCUAUAGACUGGUUAAAGCUGCCAAAGUCCCUGCCUGGACCACAGAAACAAAAAAAAAAGAACUAACAUGCAGGAAAUAUAACUUCAGAAGAAGGGUUGACCAUUAAGUAUCAGUUAAGUAUCGGCCAAAUGUUGGUGGCCUAUCAAUCAAUGUGUCGCCUGAUUAUCGGUCAAAAUACCAACCAACACUAAUAAAUCACUGGCUGACAUGUUGGUCAACAUGUCUGCCGACCCUGGUUCGACUAUCGGUCGUCAUAUUGACAACAUGUCAAUCAACAUCAGGCUGGCUGAUCUCAACCGACAUAUCAAUGGAGAUAAUUUCAGCCUGCAUGUCAACUGAUAGUCAACAAACAUGUCGCCCAAGUCUCAGGGCAUAUGUUGGCUUGAAAUUUUGCUUUCUGCCAUGUCCGAACCUUGCAAGCUAAUAUUUUGCAUCUGGAUCAGAAGGCUGCGAAGUGUACGACCUGUAAAUGGCUUUUGGUAAGUUUUAGCUCUUUAUAACACAACAGUGACCAGAAAACUUUUCGACUUGCCACAAAACACAUUUUUCAAUGGUUAAUUAAAGGGUUANCUGGACCACAGAAACAAAAAAAAAAGAACUAACGUGCAGGAAAUAUAACUUCAGAAGAAGAGUUGACCAUUAAGUAUCAGUUAAGUAUCGGCCAAAUGUUGGUGGCCUAUCAAUCAAUGUGUCGCCUGAUUAUCGGUCAAAAUACCAACCAACACUAAUAAAUCACUGGCUGACAUGUUGGUCAACAUGUCUGCCGACCCUGAUUCGACUAUCGGUCGUCAUAUUGACAACAUGUCAAUCAACAUCAGGCUGGCUGAUCUCAACCGACAUAUCAGUGGAGAUAAUUUCAGCCUGCAUGUCAACUGAUAGUCAACAAACAUGUCGCCCAAGUCUCAGGGCAUAUGUUGGCUUGAAAUUUUGCUUUCUGCCAUGCCCGAACCUUGCAAGCUAAUAUUUUGCAUCUGGAUCAGAAGGCUGCGAAGUGUACGACCUGUAAAUGGCUUUUGGUAAGUUUUAGCUCUUUAUAACACAACAGUGACCAGAAAACUUUUCGACUUGCCACAAAACACAUUUUUCAAUGGUUAAUUAAAGGGUUACAUCUAAUUCUAUUGAGCUAUAGUGUGUAGUGUUUAUACUUGUUGUGACAAACUGUUAACUAAAUAAACUACUUUUAAAUUUUAAAAAACUGUUUUAAAAAAACUUUUCUAUGUAAUUCAGGUUCCCUCCCUACUUUGAAAGUCAUUGACGUGUUUGGGGACAUACAUCUCAGGUCAAGCAGUGUACCAAACAGCAGAGCAUCACCACAGCCAAAUAGAUACCAUCAUAGAUCAGCAUCAUUACCUUCAUUAUCACCUAAUCCCUGCAGGUAUGAAAAACAGACUUUACACCAAUUAUAGUUUUUCUAAACAUAAUAUUAUUAUGGAGAGCAUUGGCAAUAAUUUUUCCUGUAAAUGUAAUUUCUCCUGUCAGUGUCUUUUCACUAGCUGUUACAUAAAUGUGGCUUUAUGCGCUAAGGUGAGGAUUAGGACUUGGCAGCUUCAUGAUGUUCGUAAUGAAUGAAAGCAUAAAUCUCAUUAAUGUUCAAUUCUGGACAAAACUGCAAAGGAUUGUAAAAUACAGUGAAACCUCUAUUAAGAGGACCCCCAAUUAAGCGGACACCCGCCUCUAUUAAGCGGACACUAAGCCGGGUCCCGAAACGAACAUCUGAUAUUUCCCUUUAUAACGAACCCCUAUUCAGCAGACACCUCUAUUGAGUGGACAAGGAAACUAAAAUAAGUUGUAUUUGGCUAAUUUCUAUUGUUAAAAACCUCUAUUUAGUGGACACCGGACAUAAUAAACAAUAGUAGUAUUGGAUUACGUCCUUGAAAUACAUACUGAAGUCAGUUAAUGUUUUUGCAUUUACAAACAAAUUAAAGUUUGUAAUGAAAAGGUAAUAAACUUGAACUCUCGAUACCUUCUUUAACAACAUGCAACUUUAUCACAGUACAGAGUAACCGUUGAAUGUUGAUCAUUAACAAACACUGCGCAAUUUUUACAACCCUUAUUAAGUGGACACCCUCUAUUAAGCAGACACUUGGGAAGGUCCCGAAGGUGUCCACUUAAUAGAGGUUUCACUGUAUAGCUUUUGGAGCUAAAUUACUUGGCACCAUUUUAGAUCAUUCAUAGCAGCUUGGCAGGCCUCUAUCAUGAGUAAUGUUCUUGCUGUCCGACAUACUGGUGAAAAGGUACUUACAAAAGAACACUGAAGCAGUGGAUCGAUCACUGCUUUGUUAAGUUUCAUUGCUGUGAAGCUAGUUGAGUACACUGUUUUGCUUAACUUUCUCUCUCAGCAUUUUUUAAAUUCACUCCCUCUAGACAAACAAAUUUUAGUUUUUUGUUCCUGUUGGAACUCCUGAACAUAAACCGUAAUGACUGGAAAUUACAAACAGAUACAUCUGUAUAUAAUUAUGUAGAUAAAAAAUGUUUUGUUCACUUUCUCCAACAGUCAGCCACUAUCCCCAUCAUGUACCCCAAAUUUCCGCGUCCCUCGUCCAUCACCUGUUUCUCCAACAGGGUUGACUGAAUACCAGAAACGAAUGCUAUGGAAAAAGAAUGUAAAACCUGCAUCAGCACCAUGUGAUGACAAUCGUCAUAAUCAGGGUGUCAAGAGUCAUGCAUCCAUCGUGGGUAUUCAUGAGUUGUAUGAAAAUGACGAGUUGUCGCGGGACUGGAAGGAUGUGUACAUUACAUCAGCAUAUCUUGUUUGGUGCCAAACCAACAGGGUAGGGUAGGCCAUCUAUUUUAAAACAAAAUUAAUAGAUUCCACGUCGCUGUGCAUAUGUUCAAUAAUAGAUCACAGAUGACGUCAAAAUGUGGUAAAAACAUUGAAGUGCCACACGAGCCGUAGGCGAGUGUGUCACUAAUGUCACACACCUUUGGCAACAUGGAAUCUUUUGUUUAAUGCAAUGACGAGAGAAGAAAAAAAUGGCAUACACCUACUUGCCUCACACCUCUUGACUGUUUGAGGAUUUGUGCUAGUUUAGGCAUUUUUUAAGAAGUCCCAAAUGUUACUUCUUGUCUCUGCUUCUUCUUUUCUUACAGUUUCUGUGAAAAGUUUUUCAAUGCCUUCACUUGCUCAAAGCAGAAUAAUCGCAAAAACAUUUUGCAAACCUGUGAGUCUCUUGCAGGGGCGGAUCUAGGGGGAGGGUGCAGGGGGUGUGCACCCCCCCUCCCCCCUGAGAUGACCUGCGGUUUUCUAAUACAACUGGUAUUAUGCAAAAAAAAUUGUGGUUUAUUGGUGUUGAAGUAGAGCAAGAGACGAGUGCACCCCCUCCUAAAAAAAAUCCUGGAUCCGCCCCUGUCUUGUAGCAAUGAUGCAGGGGUGAUACUCGAUGGCAACAGUUGUGAAGAUUUCUUGCUGUUUAGGCAUUCUCAAAUUGUCAAGAACUCUUUUUGUCUCCUGUUUCUCCAUUUUUUUUUGUUGUAACUAACUCCUGUUUAACUUUUUUCAAGGCUGUCACUUGCUUAAUAAUAAUCCAAAAUACAGUUUGUACUCUCACAAACAUUUUCAAAACCGUGCACCUUGUUGAACAAUUCAAAGAAAACAAGUGGCACAUGACGUCAUUCAUGUAUCUGUACUUUUAACAGGUCAUGGGCAAAGACCAAUCACAGCAUGCGUAGCAUUCAUAUCAUUGUAUAAAGAAUUAAUAUUUAGUGAACUUUGGCUGUGCUUUGGGAAUAUUAAUUGUAGGGAAUUUAAAAAGCUCCCCAUGAACAGUGAGUGCUAUGGCCAAGCUCAACUUUUGUGAGACAUAAAAUAUAGGUUGGUUUAUUCCAUGAUUGGUUUGAAAUACUGCUAAUCAAAAUGACUAUCCAGCUAUUACAGUCAAAUUUUGAGGUACAUGUGCAAACCAUAAAGAUACUAACUAGCAGUAGUAAAAACGGUUUGGCUGGGUCAGCACACAAACAACUGACACAAGUUAGCAUUAAGAGGAAAGACGCUUUUCAGUUUGAAAUUUGGUAGUGUCUAGUUUGCAUUGCUCAAAAACGUCUUUGCUGAAGCUCCCUAAAAUGUACCAGUCAGAACUCAAGUCAACUGCUAAUACACAUUAGUAAAAUCCAACUACUGGUCUAUUAUCAAUGCUGCAUUCUGAUUGGUUGGCCUUCAGCCUCAUGGGCCAUUGACAUAGAGCCUAUCCGGGCUCGAGGAAAAAUUGUUAAUUAUACUUUGUGCCAAGCAAGUGGAAAACCUGAUUUUCUUUGACUCCUCUGUGUGUUGUUUUUAUUGAAGCUAAUAGGUGUAUUUUUAAUUGUUAUUACAGAGGAAAAGGAGAAAAGCAAAGAGCACUGGGUAAGAUUUUUAAGCCACAACUUAGUUCAAGUUGUCAAGCAAUAAUAACGAAAAUGGAACUAAUUAGCCAUUUCAGAGUUGCCUAGGGAACUGGGGCAAGUUUCAAAUUCAAACUAAUCAAUAAACUGACACCACCAUAUAAAAGGUCAUGUUGAGAUUGGUUUUUUGAACAAGUUUGGUGCCCUAAGGUUGAACAGGGAUCAAGUUAUGACUCUUGAAAAAUGGUUAAAGAUCCACACAAACCUCUGUAAUUUUGUGACAGCAUCCCUCAAAACCAUAUAAACUCUUAAUUUUUUUCAUGAUUUCUGUGAUAUUCCUAAAAAUGGGCAAACACAGUGAUUUUCAAAUUAGUUCCUUCCAAGUUGUAGAUGCAUGACGAAUUUUACAGUUUAAAAGAGAAACUGAAAAUUUUUAAAGAGUUUAUAUGGUUUUGGGGGACGCUGUCACACAAUUAUAGAUGUUUGUAUGGAGCCAUGUUUCAAGAGUCAUAACUUGAUUCCUGUUCAAUUUAAGAACACCAAACUUGGCCAAAUAACCAAUCUCAACAUGACCUUUUAUAUGGUGGUGUCAGUUUAUCGAUUAGUUUAAAUUUGAAACUCGCCCCAGUUCCCUAUGCAACUCCGAAAUGGCACAUUGCUAGUAACUUGCUGAUAUUUUGCUACCUUAAGGUUAAUUAUGUAUGUAUAUUUCUUGCAUUCAGGUCGAUAAGGAAAGACCCUCGUAGAGUCACUUUUAAGGAUGUAACAGAAGACAUGAUUCCUGCAGCAAUGGAGAAAAUGAGACCUGUAAGUCAGAGUUUUUUUACUUACAAAAUGUCUAGCAAAUCUUGUCUACCUCAGAUAGUUUAAUUUUGUUUGCCUGGUACAUGAUUAAGAAUGCACUAUGAAUGUUGGAUGAGAAAAGAUCUUUUUUGCUAACAACAGACAUUUAGCUUUACUUUUUACAAAUUAAUAUGUCUUAAUUUUAGAUUUUAAAUUUGAAAGUAGUUCAUUAGGACUCUGCAGAAGAAUAAGUCAGCUCAACAGCUCUAAUCUAUGAAAUCGACCCUUUUGCCCAUCUCAGAGUGACUGUAAGUUCAUUGCGAAAACUUAAGACCUGGUUGUUUCACACCAGGCACAAGUCUUCCACUAGUGUUACAGCCCUACUAAGGGACGGACCAUUGGAAAAGUUAUGCGGAGGGUGUGGAAUUUUUGAGGUGAAUGAAUUUUUUUCAAAAACGUUUCCCUUAUGUGAAUCUUUUUAGGCCUUUGCAUGAAUAUUUUUAGGGUUAUUUGGCAUGCGUGAAUUUUUUUCAUUUAAUUUUCCAUUGCACAAAUAUUUUUUGACAGUUCGUCCCCCCUUCCCACACCCCCAUAACUUUUCUAAUGAUCCGUCCCUAAGCAGGUUGUCUCAGGGGUAGCAGAAGAUUUUUCCAAGUGAGGAUGCUGACUAGUGAAGCUGAGAAGACUCUCUUCUUAUUAAGACGGUAACUUUUUGGGAGAAGUGAGGUGGGUGCCCCUUCUCCGCCAUCCCUGUCUCUGGCUCAUCUACUGGAUAUAAUUAUUAUUGGCAAAUAAUUGGUCCACACUCUCUAUAACAUAGCGCAAGUGCUUGCCCUGUAUAAGUCUUAUUGAGUCACUAUGAAAAAAUUAACAAUUGGUUCAUGCUGAGCAGGAAGUUUGGAGAGCACGAGAGAAUCGUGAGACUAGAAAACUUGCAAUGCCUGGAGCAAUUCUUUUGCUACUCUCGUGCUCUUCAAACUUCCCGGUGCAUCCAUAACUCGAUAUUUACAUGCUAAGCAUGAACUAAUUCUUGUUACAUAAGGAUGGUGAAGAAAUUCAUGACAGAGGUCUCUUUUGCGAGUUCAUUAAAUGCACAGUUAUCAUUACUUUUUUUGACCAGAAACGUCCAGAACCUCGCAGAUCUCCGACAGUUGGACUACCUUAUGGUCCUAGUAGGUCCAGUUCUCAUCGACAAGUGCAUGUUCAACAUCUGGACCUCGGCAAAUAUGGGUAUGUGACAAAAAAUGGUUGUUAAACAGAUAGACAGCAAUUUUCCAUUGGACGUCAAAGGACGUCUAUUGUUUAUUCUUUUUUGUUUUGUUUGCCAUAAGUUGUACAAAGCAAAAAAAUCUAAUUAUUUAAACUCUCAUGGCGAGGAAGCCCAAGAGAAGCCACCGGGCUUAUAAGGAAUGGGCUCCCUCAGUUAGAUAAUUAGAGCAAAAUAUUAUCGUAAUUACACAUGGGAAAAUCAAUGGCAGAGCUACAGUAAAUCUUAAAAUAAAUAUAUUAGAUAGUCGUACUAAUCAUAGUUCUAGGCUAAAAAAAGCGAAAUGACAAAAAGAAAAAAAAAUGAAAAUAAAAGAGCAAAGGUCAAAUAAAAAAUAAACAAAAUGUUCAAAACAAAAUGUUCAAAACUUGAGGUGAAACUGGUUUCACUAAACAACAACAAAAAAAAGAGUCUCCAUAAGACGAGAAUUUCUUCAUGGGUAUGAAUAAUAAGUUAACUCAAAUUUAACUUCCUUUAGGUUGGAAGAUUUUGGUGAUUUUCCUAAGUCAGUGAUUGCCGGAAUCCUACAGCACAUCAAACCAAGGUUUGUGCCUUCGACUCUAUUUCCAAGCUCAUCGUAGCUGAUAAGCUAGGGUCAAUUCUCUACUAUGACAACUCCCCACAAUGGCCAAUUUUUGUCCCCCUCCGAACAAUCCAUACAUGGUACUCUCAUGGGUAUUUCCGAGGAAAUCGAAGUCGCAGCGAUCCCUACUGAUGAGACGACAAGCUUACCUAAUCCUAGAGAUUGAAACGACGAUUGCAUUGCCAUUCCGAUCAAGGCUGACAAUGUUGGUCGUGCGAUGGGUGCAAAGAAAUCUUCCAAAAAGUGUGCUGCACGUUAUAAGCAAAAAAUCUCUGAAAAAUAAGCAAAAUUUACUUGAACGAUAAAAGAAAAAAUAUAUAUAUAUAUAUGCUGCUCUUUUUUUUUCCUCGUUUCCGUUAUUGCGUUGUGGUUGGUCGUGAUCGCUAGAAGCGUUUCCGCACAAAAAUAAAAUAAAAUUCUUAGUAUAUGAUCAUUUCGUUGAAAAACUGACGACUUCAUGAAAACCGCGCGAAGAAAACGACUCCUCAAGGUUCCCAUAGAGAGACUCAUACAUUCACUCUCUCAAGGAAACAUCCUCUAAGUUGCAUCCCAACUGCCCAAAGACCUCCCCGUUAAUGGCCAUUUAAUAGCGACAGCGUACGAACGAUACGAGAAUGAUGAACACACUAAUACACUCCAGUACUUUUACAGACUUUGUUCGUCAACAUUAAAUCCUGGAAUAAAUUUAGUUCUAAAUUUUUUAUCUCUUUUUUUUUUUUUGUUUGACUUGUUUUGGUUUUUGUUACGUCGUAAUAGGUUUCAAUUCUGUACUUUUUUGAUUGACAUGUUUUGGUUUCUUUUUUCCACCACGCAAUGCUCAUUUUCAGGAGUAUGGCACUUGAUAAAGAUUUACCUUUGGGAUUAGAAUGUCAUCCAAAGCAACAAUCUAGCCCAAGAGGAGGAGAGACUGGUGCCAAGUUAGUGACAGCUGAUGCACCUGAGAAGAGCCUGGAACGGACUUUACAGGAUGAGAACUCACGAAUGCUUCUUGAUGUUGACAUUAAUUCUCACUUCACCCCUCCUGUGGGGGAGGAAAUCACUGACGACGAGGGAGGAGACAGGACGUUAGAUUCACCGAGACAAGGAACAAGGCCCGAGGCAAACAUGAUCAAAGCAGUUAGUGAAAAGCUAGCUGCAAGACAAGGCCGUUUAUUGUUGCCUCUUCCGUCAAUAGGUGUCCCAACACAGCGCAAAGCUAAGGAUAAGUUACAUCACUGUAUGAACUCCAUCCCUCACAACUUGGAUUUGGGCGUGGCCAUGGAGCCUGUCGAUGUAGUAUCUGUCACUCCGACACCCACAGGAACCCCAGCAGAGGAUGUCACAGCACAGGGAUCGCAACUAAAUAUUUUGGAUCGCCGCUCCAUGGAUGUGACUUUAGCUGCAAGUGAGCUUGAUUCACCAAAUGAUGAUCAGUGGCCGGUCAGAACUCAUAUGACCUCUGCACUUAGGUAUGCUGAACUAUUUUGAAAUUUGAACUCACAAAACAGCAAUCUAAAAUAUCCCAGGCUGCUCAAGGGGAUGGGGAUGGGGGGUUGAGGAUAACACACUUCAUGUCAAUGUAACCAGUCAAUUGGCCUAUUGCUUAGUUUCAAACCAAGGAGGGCCGGGUAUUAGUCGGUUUAUUAUGGGAUAAACAACACGAGACCCACAUAGUCAGGAAGAGCCGAAUGAGAUUAGAAAAAAUUUCAGGUUUGGUGUCGAUCGGGCCGAUAUUGAACAAGAUACAACUAUUUAAAAACUUAAAAAUUAACAAAAGAUGUAUGGGUAGAGCGGCUAACUCAAUGUUGUGCUCAAUCAGAAACUCAUAAGCUAUUGUGCUUUUUCGUGACAGUUCAGCGUCUUCUGAUACCGGCCUAAUUUGAGGUGUUUUGUUGCAGAUAUUCUCCAGUACCUGUGCGGGCACCAGCUCCUACCCCUAUCAGCCCGGAAAGGUAUGGACGCUACUCUCGGACACCAAACACAAGAGAACACAGCCACUCCAUUUCUUCUCGACAUAUGAGGCGCUGGGAAACACUAAGCAGUGUCUAUGAUCAAGACGAACCUGACCUCACCCGGGAAGCCCUUGGGAGUCCCGAGGGAGAAGGAGAGGAUGUCGUGCUGGAGCCUGUGUUUUUAACGGAAGAUGCUAUAUUACGCAACCCGAAGUUGAUGUCAUUUUCGAACCGAAAAGACGUCGAACAAUGGCCCCAAGAAAAAAUGAUCGUAAAUAUCAUUGAGGGGGAAGAAAUGCCGCGUUCAGUUCGCAGCCCGAGUCCUGGGAGUAAAACCUACAUUCCUCAGGACAUUCUGGCUGAAUUCCAUGGAGACCUUUAUGGAAGAACAGAAAUGCACAUUGCUGGUCACAAAAUGACCGGGAAACAAAAUUUUGGCCCGGAAUCCCUUAUAUCAACAGAUGUACCAGCGUACAUUGCCCCAGCCUGGCGACCACCUCGCUCAAGGACUCCAAUUCAGUUCUUAGAAACACCCUCUCGGAAAGCUCCAAGGCCGCUGAGGCAGCCCCCGGCAGAAAGUGUGCCUAAGUCCUUAACUGUUCAGUCGUUGCGAGGUCGAGCCAUACGAAGGCCCAAGAGUACCCCUCCUCGUAUUGGUUCUCCUGGGGAGUCCUCAAAGGAUUUGCCUGUACAACAAAUUUUGUCUGACUCAUCUCUUGUUCAUUCAACACGGGAAGUCAUAGACACUUAUUCCAUGGCCGUGCCGGCCACAUCACCAUCUGUGGGUGCAAAUGGCUCCAUUCCCCCACCACCAUCUCCUGAGGCUCAGAUAAUAACCUCGGUAGUUCCCAGUACCCUUAAACUUGAUCCUGUGAGUGAGGCUGAAGAGAAAAGUAGCAUAGCUUCGGCCAGUGUGGCGGAUGGAACAAGUCAUGUGGAAGGAUGCAACACUGUUGCUAACCUCUCGGAAGUCGAGGAAGAAAACGAAGAAGUUAAACUGAGUCGGGGAACGGAAGAAGUCCUCAAUGGAAGUAGGAAGGAACAAGAAACAGCUGCUGAAACCAGUGCAGUCGCGGAAACGGGUAAAGAGAAUAAAGAAGACGCUGAACCUAACAAGACACAGCUAAUUGGUGAAGAGCGUCUCUCUCCCACUGACAAACUGUUUCAAUCUGCAGACGCUGUUAGAAGUCAAACGCUGCCGGAAGAAAACACGACUGUCACGAAGGAAGCUGAAAGUAAUACACCCCCAGAAGAUCCAGUGAAUCAGACAGACGAUUCCGAGAGAAAACAGGAAGAAAUUCUAUCCGAAAAUAACACGGUGACGGAAACGUCACGUAACAAUGAAGAAGAAACCACAGCCCCUCCUCAUCCCCCUGGAUCACCAGACAUAAUCAACACGCCAGACUUCACUGAGGGACUGGACAUGAACCUCGAUUUAGAAGCCGAGUUACGCGCGGCUAUGGAAGGACUUGAGGAUUUAGAUGACAAUACGGAUGGGGAGGGAGGUGAAAAGCGGGCUUCUCCUGAAUUAGAGGCCUGGUAACUAAAAAGGCGAUAGGUUGUCGGAUAAUCUGAAUUUUGAAUAUGUUUUUGAGAGGAAUUAGGUAACAAGAUGUUCUUCCCCUUUUUAAUUAAAGAGUAUACUUUUAGGAAGUAUCUG
Messenger RNA from Porites evermanni, 12051 nucleotides. The record is from the annotation of a GenBank genome assembly. NCBI's taxonomy places the organism in Eukaryota, Metazoa, Cnidaria, Anthozoa, Scleractinia, Poritidae.